AUGAGACAAUUUCACCAGUUGCUCGCCGCUGGAGCGAGCUUUCUUUCAAUCGCUCAUGCUGUCGACACUCUUGUCGAUGUUGGCUACGCAAAGUACCAGGGAGCUAUCGUUGAUUCGAAGCUGGGAGUGUCUGCAUGGAAGGGUAUCCAGUAUGCGGCGCCCCCUGUUGGCCCUCUACGUUUUGCAGCGCCGCGGGAUCCCAUCGUUUCUGGACUGAUUAACGCGACAACAAACGGUGCAACUUGCCCGCCCAACCGCCCUGACGAUUGGACCGUGGCUCAGCCCAACAAACGCUUCCACAUCGCCGAAGACUGUCUCUAUCUGAGCGUGUAUGCGCCUUCCGGAGCCAAGGUCGACUCCAAACUACCAGUGGUGGUUUUCUUCCAGGGAGGCGGCUUCACAUCGCAGUCUAGUGCCAACUGGGACCCUACCGAAAUUGUGGCCGAUGGUCAGGUCGUAUUUGUUCAGUUCAGCUACCGUGUGGGCCUGUAUGGAUUCCUUAACAGCAAAGAAGUCAAAGCAGGAGGUGGCGACGUCAACGCGGGCAUACGCGACCAAAUCAAGGUGUUGGAAUGGGUCCAAAAGCACAUCACCCGAUUUGGUGGCAAUCCAGAUCACGUUGUCCUUGAUGGCGUCAGUGCUGGUGGAACUUCUGUUGCACUCAUGCUGGCAGCAAACACCGGCAAGAAGCUGUUCGUAGGUGGCAUCAUGGAGUCGGGCGGCUGGGUCACAAUGCGCACUCCCGAUUUGGGUGAGGAGCAGUACCAAUGUCUGCUCAAAGACAAGGGCUGCGCCAACGCCACCGAUGGCCUCUCUUGCCUACGCGCGCUGAACGAGUCAGCCAUCCGCACUACCAACUGCUGGUUCAACCCUAACAUCGACGGCGAUCUGUUCACCGACUCGCUCGUGAACCUCUUUGACCAAGGCAAGUUCGCCAAGGUACCGACAAUCAUGGGCGCCUGCGCACAAGAAGGUACCAAGAACGCGCCAGACACUCUCAACACUACAGCCGACUCGCUCAAAUGGCUAUCCAACCAGGACCCGAGUGUGGACAAUUCGUCCCUUUCUAUUCUUGACGAUCUCUACAUCAAGGUGAAGAAGCCCAUAUUCCCAGGCAAAGGACGCUACUGGCGCAACACUGCCGACGCCAUCGCAGAUAUCGGAACCAUCUGCCCAACACGCAAUAUCCAAAACGCCAUAGCCGCCAAAAAGGUACCCACAUACAGCUACAACUAUGAUGUCCUGGACCCGACUGAUGAGGCAAAUGGUCUCGGCGCCUGGCACACCGUCAAUGCGUACUCUUUCUGGGGCGUGAAGCGCACCGACGGCCAGGACCCACCCAGCUACUUUAACACAAAUGCACCCAUCAUCCCCCAGGUACGCAGCUACUGGACCAGCUUUAUUCGCAACUUGGACCCCAAUACGGACCGCGUCAAGGGCGCUGCUGAGUGGAAGCCGUACACUGGUUUGGACGCACGUGAGAGGCUCCUGAUCCAGACCAACAACACCAAAAUGGAGCGCAUGAGUCCUGCACAGUCUCUGCGCUGCGAUGUCGUCAGACCCAUGAGCAAUGACCUCGGAAAGCCAGUUGGAAAGGGUGUCAUCACCAAAUUCGAUAGCGCAUUAGCAAAGAAGGCUAGUGAGGCAAGUGACAGUACUGCUCCGGUAGUGAGCAAGAGGCAUCUGCGAAACCGGGUUUACUAG
Molecule: messenger RNA, 1704 nt
Organism: Exserohilum turcica Et28A
Lineage: Eukaryota; Fungi; Ascomycota; Dothideomycetes; Pleosporales; Pleosporaceae
Exons: 1
Coding region: 1-1704 (567 amino acids)
Source: RefSeq, a predicted model, not a curated record